UCAAAAAGGAUUCCACCGGGAUUUCACCGGGAUUCGGGCAGUGUUCAUCAAUAGGGGAUAUGUCGGAGGCGAUCCGGGUGGCGGUACGGAUCCGGGAUCUGUUGCCGCGGGAGCGCGAGCUUCUGAAGAAGGAGCCCUAUUGGCAAUGGGAGGGCGCCCCGGCCCACCAGAUCUGGCCCAGCGGGGCGGCCAAGAAAUUCACCUUCGACCGGGUGUACCCGCCGCCAGCCGACAAUGCGGCCGUGUACGCGGGCCUGAUGGCCGAGGGCAUCGAGUCCGUGGUCCAGGGCUUCAACACCACUGUCUUCGCUUACGGGCAAACCGCAUCCGGUGGGUGGGUUUUCAAAGUCAUGCCUGCCGGCCAGACCCGCUGA
Molecule: messenger RNA, 374 nt
Organism: Tigriopus californicus
Lineage: Eukaryota; Metazoa; Arthropoda; Copepoda; Harpacticoida; Harpacticidae
Product: kinesin-like protein KLP2
Exons: 1
Coding region: 60-374 (104 amino acids)
Biological process (GO): microtubule-based movement; mitotic cell cycle
Cellular component (GO): microtubule
Molecular function (GO): microtubule binding; plus-end-directed microtubule motor activity; ATP binding
Source: RefSeq, a predicted model, not a curated record